AUGAGAAAAGCCAGGAGAAAAACCAGUACAAAGGAGAAAAUCGUGGAAAAUAUACAAGAAAUAAGGAAUUGGGGAAAGAGUUUCAAUCAGGAAAAAUUAGCAAACUCGACACUGCAUCGCAAUCAAUUUAUCAUCAUCUUCCUCUACGAUCUGCAAACAACGAAUCCACAAAGCUCACAUUCGAUUCUCAACAUCGACAUCGGAAUAAGCACGCAGGAAAACAAAAAAGAUGAAGAGGAAUCACAUAAUUCAAGAACGAAAAUAAAGAAGAGGAAGAAGGCAAUUUUGGAUGCAUGA
Messenger RNA from Vicia faba (fava bean), 297 nucleotides. The record is from the annotation of a GenBank genome assembly. NCBI's taxonomy places the organism in Eukaryota, Viridiplantae, Streptophyta, Magnoliopsida, Fabales, Fabaceae.